Vombatus ursinus (common wombat) is the source of this 966-nucleotide messenger RNA. RefSeq names its product 40S ribosomal protein S3a-like. The record is from RefSeq and is a predicted model, not a curated record. Gene Ontology annotation, biological process: translation. Gene Ontology annotation, molecular function: structural constituent of ribosome. NCBI's taxonomy places the organism in Eukaryota, Metazoa, Chordata, Mammalia, Diprotodontia, Vombatidae. Gene Ontology annotation, cellular component: ribosome; cytosol.
AAAUUCAAGUUUAUUACUGAAGAUGUUAAAGGUAAAAAUUGUUUGACUAAUUUCCAUGGAAUGGACCUUACCCGAGACAAGAUGUGUUCCAUGGUCAAAAAGUGGCAGACCAUGAUCGUAGCCCAUGUUGAUGUCAAAACUACCGAUGGGUACUUGCUCCACCUCUUUGGUUUUAUCAAAAAGUGCAACAACCAGAUCGGUAAGACGUCUUAUGCCCAGCACCAACAGGUCCGUCAAAUUUAUAAGAAAAUGGUGGAGAUCAUGACCCGAGAGGUGAAGACAAAUGACUUGAAAGAAGUUGUCAAUAAACUAAUUCCAGACAGCAUUGGAAAAAGACAUAGAAAAGACUUGCCCAUUUACUCUCUCCAUAAUUUAUUUGUCCAAAACAUCAAGAUGUUCAAGAAGCCCAAAUCUGAAUUGGGAAAGCUAAUGGAACUACAUUGUGAAGGUGGUGGCUCUGGAAAACCUUUAGGAGAUGAAACGGGCACAAAAGUUUCUGAGAUUGCAGAUGAACACCGAAAGUACCAAGAAGGACAGGAAGCUGCCAUCAUGGAUUCUUCAAAGGCAGCAAAGCCAGGACUUGACUGGCUGGGGGUGGUCAAGGCUCAGCUCCGCCUCUCCGUGCAGUUUCCUAGUAGCCGCUGGCUGUCUUACACGACUUCUCAGGUACCUCCUGUAGUUCAGGACUCAGUCGCCAGGAGGCGCAGGAGGAGGCAGGACUUGCGGGCAAGGAAAGCCGAGACAGGGAGGGCGGGGGAGGCGGGGUCCCGUCAGCUGAACGCUGCAGCACGUGAUCCGGGCCGGCCGGCAGCCGCGGGUCACAUGACAGGGCCGGAAGCGGCGCCGGGAAUGGCUCUAAGGGAGGGUGGUGAGGCUGGAGCCAGAGCCGGAGUCUGGAGGCGGGAGCGGGUGAGUCAGGGUGGGAUGGAACGGGCGUGCAGUGGGCUGGUAUCUGUCCCGGGGUGA